Camelina sativa (false flax) is the source of this 993-nucleotide messenger RNA. RefSeq lists its product as uncharacterized. NCBI's taxonomy places the organism in Eukaryota, Viridiplantae, Streptophyta, Magnoliopsida, Brassicales, Brassicaceae. The record is from RefSeq and is a predicted model, not a curated record.
AUGAAUAAUUAUACUCUUAAGAAUCUUACUGCUAUCAGUAGAGAGUAUGUGGUUCUUACACAUAAAACCGGAAUCACGGUUGAUCAUGAUACAUCCAUGAUAUAUGCAUCUGACUCAUGGUGGAAGGAUCAAGAGUUUGGAUGCAAAGUAACAAAGCCACCUCAAUUUUGGGAUGUGAUGCAACGAUGUUUCAUAUUACAUGAUGUUCAAUCACAAUCUCAACACUCUGCUCGACAAAGAAGAGAACAGUUGAUGAACGAGCAUGCAAAUGAUGAAGAGGAUCAUGAUGAUUCAGACAGCGAUAGUGGUGACGUUCCACCCCAAAUUCCUGUGACGCAAGACGAAGAAGAAGAAGUGUAUCAUGUUACCAUUAAUGACGAUGACAUGAACCAAAAUUUUGCUCAUAAAGGCCAACAACGAGGGAGGCUAAAUUUGCAGUCAACCACCAGACGUGGGAGUAAUUCACAAAGAUCUGGAGGAAGCUCAAGAGUUUCUACUGGUAAUGGUUCAAGAGGAACUCAUAGGAGACAAUUUUUUGAGACAACAAUACAAGACACAAUUGUUGGCUAUAAAGAAUUCCAACGACAAAGCUUUCAACAACUUCGCCCUGCCUCAAGCACCGACGAGGAUAAGCUACAAUUGUUGGAAGCGAUGACUGGUGUUUCGCGGAACAACCAAGAUGUGCCAAAACAGUUAGGUUCAGGCCAUUCAUUUGGGAGUCCACAUUCAAGAGGUCUAUCAUCCAACAUACCAUCUUCUGUGGGUAAUAAUUUAGGAGCGCAAAAUUCACCUGGUUUUUGGGGACCUGGUUAUCAACAAUGGGGAACACCACCAAAUGUUUCACAGUGGGGGCACACCGCCAAAUGCUCCACAUUGGGGCACACCGUCACACAUUCACAUAUAUUUAGAAUGGAGCACCAGGUUCAUGCCACGAUACAGCUGUUUUACAAAUGGCCCAACAAAGUGAUUUUGGAUUUCCUUUGCCUCCAUUAG